AUGGGGCUCCUGGAUCCCGGGGCGCCCGGAGGCCCCGCCCCGGAGGCGGAGUCGCGCGGGAAGCCGAGACCCGGCCGGCCCCCGUCUCGAGUGCCAAAUUGGCGCCGGCGGCUGCUCGGUGCCGUGAGGCGGCCGGGGCUGCAGACUCGCGCACUCCGCACCGCCGGGCCCCGCACCGGGAGCGCGCCCAAGAGCCCAGCUCCUCCCUGGUACAAGCCCUCGGGGGCCCCAGAGCCCUGCAGUGGCCACUGUUGGAAGGCUCUCCUGGCUCUGCUGGCCAAGGAUCUGCUAGAGGAGAUAGCUGCUGAGAAGGUGGCUCCUCUGAGGCCAGUGGCUGAAACCAGGUGGCAGCUUGGUGAGCCUCAGCCAGGCCGAGUCCACGAGCUGGUGCUGCUUGAGAAAACCAACUGCCCAGACUCCAAGGCUGCCAUGGGUACCCGAGCUGAGCUGGCACUGUCAGCAGCCCCCGGAAAGCACAAACUGAGCAAGGCACACAGGGAGCAGAGGCAGAGUGCCUUCACGGAGGUGCAGAGGCUCAGGGAGAGGCUGGGGGGUGACCACAGCCUGGAGUGUAAGCAUGGUGACCCUGCUGUCCAGCCUGGCCUCCAGCAGCUGGCCCAGGACAUCCCCUGGAGCCCAGCUGGCCACGUGGUCUUCUCAGGGUGGCCCAGCAGAGUGCAAGACAAACAGAGAAGUGCUUUCAGCAAACCCAAGUGUCCGGCAGAGAUUCCAGGGCCAGCCCCUGUCUUCCCAGCAAGGGAACCUGUGGGCUCCCCAGGGAAUCUGUCCAGACUCACCAACACUGUAGAAAUUCCCUACUGGAGUCAACUUUCCCACUCCAAGCUUUGGGUGAGUGGUUUCUGGAACUUGCAAAUGUUGCCACAAAAUGCUUCACUCUCCAGCGCUUUUCUGGGUGGCUCCAUGCUGGGGCUCAAGCACACUGUUGUCCAGAUACCCAUGCCCUUGUCAUCCACCCCCACCUCCUCGUUGACCCUCCUGCCACCCACCUUCACCUCCCUGGGCUUGUCCACCCAUAACUGGUGUGCAAAAUGCAGGCUCUCCUUCCAGCUAACGUCUGACCUGGUCUUCCACAUGCGGUCCCACCACAAAAAGGAGUGUGCAGGGCCUGAGCCACAUUCUGUGAAGCAAAGGGAGGAGGCUCUUAUGUGCCCCACAUGCCAUGAGUACUUCCGGGAGUGCCACCACCUCUCCCGACACACGACAUCCCACACCUAGACAGGAGGUCAGGGGACAGCCUCUGGGGCAGCAGGGCCCUUGAUUUGGCUGGGGGCAGAA
Molecule: messenger RNA, 1296 nt
Organism: Choloepus didactylus (southern two-toed sloth)
Lineage: Eukaryota; Metazoa; Chordata; Mammalia; Pilosa; Megalonychidae
Product: zinc finger protein 488-like
Exons: 2
Coding region: 1-1236 (411 amino acids)
Biological process (GO): regulation of DNA-templated transcription
Cellular component (GO): nucleus
Source: RefSeq, a predicted model, not a curated record